AUGUACACAUCAACAGUCCUGGGCCUCCUGGCUCUCACAGCAACAACUCUAACAGCACCCACAGCCCUCCACCUCCGUGACUCGACCCCUCUCUUCCCAUCCAGACAUCGCCGCGCCCCAGCCCUCGGCCAGACUCUCUACUCCUGCGUCAACCCGGGCCAGGUAGCACUGACCUACGACGACGGACCCUACACCUUCACGUCGUCGCUCCUCGACGUCCUCGACGAAGAGGGCGUGACAGCGACCUUUUUCCUCACGGGCUCCAACUUUGGCCGCGAAAUGACCUCAGACCCCUGGUCCGCCAUCGUGCAGCGCACCUACGCCGCCGGCCACCAGAUCGCCUCCCACACCUACACCCACCCAGACCUGUCGGCGCUGACGCCCGCCGCGCGCGCAUCCGAGAUGGCCGCCAACGACGACGCCUUCCGCGCCAUCCUCGGCUUCGCGCCGCGCUACAUGCGCGCCCCCUUCCUCUCGUGCGACGCCGCCUGCGCCGCCGACAUGGCGGCGCUUGGGCUUCCACAUUGUCGACGCGAGCAUCGACACAAGGACUUUGAGCACAACCAGUACGGCACCGUCCCCGUGGCCGCGGCCACGUUUGACGCCGAGCUCGGCUGGGAUCCGGCCGUCGACAGCGCCAUUGUGCUGGCGCACGACGUGCACGAGACGACGGUGAGCGUGCUGACGCGGCACAUGAUUUCCACGCUGCGGGCGAGGGGGUUCCGGGCCGUCACGGUGGGGGAGUGCUUGGGGGAUUCGCCGGAUGGCUGGUACAAAGCGUAG
Verticillium alfalfae VaMs.102 is the source of this 783-nucleotide messenger RNA. Its product is annotated as bifunctional xylanase/deacetylase. The transcript has 2 exons. The record is from RefSeq and is a predicted model, not a curated record. NCBI's taxonomy places the organism in Eukaryota, Fungi, Ascomycota, Sordariomycetes, Glomerellales, Plectosphaerellaceae. The coding region runs from base 1 to 783 and encodes 260 amino acids. Gene Ontology annotation, molecular function: hydrolase activity, acting on carbon-nitrogen (but not peptide) bonds. Gene Ontology annotation, biological process: carbohydrate metabolic process.